Messenger RNA from Austrofundulus limnaeus, 1433 nucleotides. RefSeq names its product keratin, type I cytoskeletal 18. The record is from RefSeq and is a predicted model, not a curated record. Gene Ontology annotation, molecular function: structural molecule activity. Gene Ontology annotation, biological process: intermediate filament cytoskeleton organization. The transcript is spliced from 7 exons. The coding region runs from base 68 to 1375 and encodes 435 amino acids. NCBI's taxonomy places the organism in Eukaryota, Metazoa, Chordata, Actinopteri, Cyprinodontiformes, Rivulidae. Gene Ontology annotation, cellular component: keratin filament; cytoskeleton.
CUCAGCGGCGAGCUCCUCUGUUUCAGUAGACCUUCACCUCCGAUCGAUCAGCACACGUCUUUCCAACAUGGAGCCCCUCAUCAGACGCCAGAGCUCUCAGAACGUUGGUUUCUCAGGUUACUCUGGUUACGCCGGUAGACCUGUGCAGAGGGCCUACGCCCACAGUGUCAGUGGUGGGGCAGGGGGCCACGGGACCAAGAUCUCCACGUCCACCGUCACUUAUGGCACCCGGGUUGGCAGCGGCUUCGGUGGCGGUUUUGACUACCAGUCUUCCGGGACAGCCGCUGACGCCUUGGCCAUUGCAAACGAGAAGAUCGCCAUGCAGCACCUGAACGACCGCCUGGCCAGCUACCUGGAGACGGUGAGGAGUUUGGAGAAGGCCAACAAUUCCCUGGAGAUCAAGAUCAGAGAGACCAUCGAGAAGAGGGGCCCCUUGGAAAGCAGGGACUACAACAAGUACAAUGCAGUCAUCGCAGAGCUGAGGUCAAAGAUCCUUGACAUGAUCAAGGGCAAUGCCCAACUUGCGAUCGCUCUCGACAACGCACGCUUGGCUUCAGAUGACUUCAGAAUGAAGAUGGAAUAUGAGUUGUCGAUGCGGCAGACGGUGGAGGCUGAUGUUGCCAGACUGAGGAAGCUCCUGGACGACACUAAUGUCUUACGGAUGCACCUCGAGGGUGACAUUGAGUCUUUGAAGGAAGAACUGAUCACCUUGAACAAAAACCACAAGACGGAUGUUGCUGAGUUGCGUGCCCAGAUCACCCAGGCCAGCGUCCAUGUGGAUGUUGAUGCUCCAAAAGGCCAGGACCUUGCCAAGAUCAUGGCAGAAAUGAGGGAAAAAUAUGAGAGGAUCGCACUUAAGAACCAACAGGAACUCAAAGACUGGCAUGAAUCUCAGAUCACGGAGGUGCAGGUGCAAGUCACUGAGAGCUCAUCAGCUCUAAAGGAGGCAGCGAGUGUGAUGAGUGAAACUAGGAGGAAGUACCAGUCUAUGGAUAUUGACCUUCAGUCCGCCCUUAGUCUGAAAGCGUCUCUGGAAGCCACCCUGCGCGAUGUGGAGCUGCGUUACAACAUGGAGAUGGAGAAGUACAAUGCCAUUAUCCUGAGGCUGCAGGAUGAGUUAACUCAGAUCCGCACCGACAUCCAUCAUAACACAAGGGAUUACGAGGUCCUGCUGAACAUCAAGGUGAAACUGGAGGCCGAGAUCGCCGAGUACAGGAGGCUGCUGGACGGAGGAACAGACCUGAGACUGGAGGACGCCGUCGAUUCAAAGACAGUCCAGACCAAAGUGGUGACCGUCACUCAGACUUUGGUCGAUGGCAAAGUAGUGGCAGAGAGCAAAGACAUCAAAUCCAGCGAAAAGGUUGCAACCAGUUAAAAACUGAGGGGGAGGGACAAAUUUGCCAACAAAAAUAAAAGAAGUGAAAUAAUAAAAA